AUGCAGCGCGUGCAGUCGGCGGAACAUGUGGACGUGAAAAGCGAGGACCGGGACAAGUUUAAAUCGAAGCUGUUGCUGUGCGCGAGGAAGCGAGCACUCCAACAAGAUCGAUGGACGGUGCGAGAGGACCCGGACUCGAUCUCCGGCAAGGCCCAGCCUCUCGUGCAGUCGGCGGAACAUGAGGACGUGAAAGCGCUCGUGCAGUCGCUGGAACAUGAGGACGUGAAAAGCGGUGAGCGUGGCCUUGUGGUCUAG
Peronospora matthiolae is the source of this 255-nucleotide messenger RNA. Lineage: Eukaryota; Oomycota; Peronosporomycetes; Peronosporales; Peronosporaceae. The record is from the annotation of a GenBank genome assembly.